Molecule: messenger RNA, 2744 nt
Organism: Perkinsus marinus ATCC 50983
Lineage: Eukaryota; Perkinsozoa; Perkinsida; Perkinsidae
Product: Dimethylglycine dehydrogenase, putative
Exons: 20
Coding region: 17-2674 (885 amino acids)
Cellular component (GO): mitochondrion
Molecular function (GO): protein binding; oxidoreductase activity
Source: RefSeq, a predicted model, not a curated record
AGUUCUUGUUUUGAUAAUGCUUGUACGUUCGGUUGUUGCUGGUACUCGAUCAGUGAAUAUUAGAGGCCUCUCCUCCGCCUCCUCGGUAUCCUCUGGUGUACCAAAGGAGGUAGAUACUCUCAUUGUUGGAGGUGGCAUCAUAGGGGUUGCUACAGCAUAUCAGUUAUCUCGUAUUGCUGGACCAUCACAUAGAGUCCUCCUUCUUGAACAGAAUACUCUUACCUCUGGUACCACCUGGCAUGCUGCCGGUCUUCAGACUGCCCUCAAGGGCGUUAAAUGCAUCGCCAACAUGGCUAGAGAGGGCCAUAAGCUAUAUAAGACCUUUGAUGAGGGAGUAGGUUGGGCUAAGACGGGGAGUCUAGGCAUAGCCCGAACUGAAGAUCUAUGGACACAAUUACUACAGAUGGCUAAUAUAUCGGAAUCAUUGGGUAUACCCUACGAGUUGUGUGAUUCAGACAGGAUUAAAGAGAUCCACCCCUAUCUGGAUACCACUGGAAUCUAUGGAGGCAUUUAUACACCAGAGGAUGGUAUCGUUAACCCAGCAGAUGUUACCAUGGCGAUGGCUACUCGAGCCAGAGCCCAAGGGGCGCAUCUACUAGAGAGGACUGCGAUCCGUCGUAUUGCGAGGGAUGCUCGUCGAGCCCACACGGCUGAACUUGAGGAUGGCACUCUGGUAGAGUUUAAUAACAUCAUUAUAUGUGCAGGUCAAUGGACUAAAGGUAUAGUAAGGGAGUUGGGUCUAGGUGAUAUCGUACCAGCAGCAGUAGUACCACAUCAGUAUGUGGUAUUCGAUACACUCGAAGGAGUAUCGAACCGUCUACCUGUUGUCAGGGACUACCUCUAUAAGUUCUACCUUAAACCUGAGGUUGGUGGCUUCAUGGUUGGUGUGUUCGAGUCCCAUCCUGAAGUCCACUUCCCAGCAGAUGUUAAGGAAAGGAAUGCUUCCGGAUGGGCUCCACGACAUAUAUCCCACGAGGUCUUCCCAGAGAGUAUCGAUAAGGCAGGGGAGUGGCUUGAGCAUGCCCUGGAGACCAUUCCUGCCCUGCAAGAGAUCGGUAUUAAACGUUGGUUGCAUGGUCCUGAUACCCAUAGCUGUGAUACAGCACCUCUUAUGGGGAGACUAUUGGGAACUGAUAAUGUUCAUAUAUGUACCGGGUUCAAUUCCCAGGGUAUACAAUGUGGUGCUGGUGCUGGGCUCGCGAAUGCUGAAUGGGUCCUUUAUGGUUAUCCUAGGACUUUUAAAGACGACUUUGUAGCAGCUGAUAUGAAUCGUUGGUAUCCAUCCCUAGCUGAGGAUAAGGAAUGGUGUGAGGAUAGAGCAGCUGAGGAGUAUGGCAUCAUGUAUGGUGUUCAUUACCCUUAUAUGCAACUCCAAAGUGGGCGUAAUCGACGUCUAUUACCGUUACAUGAACAACAUGUGGAGUAUGGUGCACGCUUUUUUGAAGGUUUUGGUUGGGAAAGAGCAGCUUACUACCUCUCUCCAACUAAUGCUGAGCCCUUAUCGAGCCAGCCUUAUUCGUGGGCUUUGGGGUCGACUCAGUGGUUCGAGGCUAUGAAGGAUGAGGCAAGGGCUAUACGACACCAUGUUGGUGUUAUCGAUAUGUCCUCCUUUGGGAAGUUGAUAGUUAAAGGUCAUGGUGCACUAGACCUCCUACAAUGGGUAUGUACGGCUAACAUCGACCGACCUGUGGGAUCGAUAGUAUACACAGCUAUGGCUAAUGAUCUGGGAGGAAUGUUGGCCGACUUUACUGUCUGCCGACUCGGCGAGGAUAGUUUUUAUAUUACUACUACCUCCAAUCAACCAGAGAUGAUAAAAGACCAUUUACUAUGGUCAACAACUCAAAGAGGCAGUAAUGGUAUCAUCAUUAAAGACGUCACCAACGACAUAGCUGUAUUAUCAAUUAUGGGCCCGAACAGCUUCGAGCUCCUCUCCUCACUAUGUGGUCAUGUCGAUCUACACUCGGCAAUACCUUUAUCGAUGGUUAAGGAUGAUCUCAUCGUCGCUGGUGUGCCCUGUCGGGCCCUGCGUGUUUCCUACGUCGGGGAGCUAGGUUUGGAGCUCCAUAUUGACAAGGAUGAUGUCGGUAAGGUAUUUGAGAGUAUCAUGACUAGAGGGAGCGUCAAGCCACGAUUGGUGGGCUCCUUAGCUAUGCUCGACUCUUUAAGAAUCGAAAAACGGUUCCUUCACUAUGGUCAUGACUUCUCCCCUAUGGAAAGUGUCCUUCAGGUUGGCUUGGGAUUUGCAUGUAAAAUCAAUACAGACAUCGAUUUCAUUGGUAAGGAAGCCCUUAUGAAGGAGAAGGAGGGUGGGGGCCUCAAGAAGAGGCUGUUAUCAUUACAGAUCGACGAUAGUAUCGAUGUAGACCUGAAGAGGCUGCCAUGGUGGGGUCAUGGUGCUGAACUCGUCUACCGUAAUGAUAAACUAGUUGGUUACCUCAAUUCUGCUGGAUACUCUACCGUAUUAGAACGUCCUAUUGGGUUGGCCCUCAUAUCGGAUGAUGGUGUUGUUAUCGACAAGUCAUACAUACAACAAGGCCAAUGGACUGUUCGAGUGAAUCCAGUUGGUGGUGGUAGCAAGCCUCUGAUAAUUCCAGUCAAGGUUACAGCGGGCUGCAUCUUCGACCCCAAAGGGAGACGUAUGCGGGGAGAUUAUACACCUACUACCCCAUCAUAAUGAUAAUCAAAUUGACUCCACUUUCUGACCUUAUUCAGCGAAUGUUUCUUAUUAAUACUUAGUGAGGCAA